Eruca vesicaria subsp. sativa (arugula) is the source of this 495-nucleotide messenger RNA. The record is from the annotation of a GenBank genome assembly. NCBI's taxonomy places the organism in Eukaryota, Viridiplantae, Streptophyta, Magnoliopsida, Brassicales, Brassicaceae.
AUGGAGAUUAAGACAAUUUUCAUGUCAUUUUUCAUAAUUACCGCUUUGGUAUCAUUUGCAUAUCCAAGUUUGGGCCUAAAAGAUGUUGACGAAGAACCAUUGGUUAAUCCCGGUCGCGAGAUGGAUGCAGUGGAAGCGAUAUCGCCGGCUUCACAAGAGUACAAUCUUUAUAUGCUUGAAAACCUACACCCAGAAUAUACAACGAAUCUAGAAAAAUGCAUGGACAAGAUGGGAGAUGGUUUUAAGAAAUGUAAUGAAGAUGUUAUUAAAGAGAUUCUUACAAAGAAACCUGUUUCUAGAGCAUGUUGUGUGAAGGUAGUAAACGCUGGAAAACAAUGCUACAUGGAGAUUAGAAAAUUGAUGUUUCAAUUUUAUCAACUCAAACGCUUUGUUUCUAAAGUUUCUUUAAGAACUGAUGCUGUCUGGGAUAGAUGCUUUGCUGAAGCUGUAAGUCCUCCAUCAUCUCACAAUGAGAAGAUCAAAUAUCUUGAUUAA